UUGCAGUGACACAGAUAGUGCCUUUUCACCACACGUGUCAACAGCAUGCACCCUUGUAUAGCGAACUAACGGCAUUGGGCAAGACACAGAACAAAUUAUUCCUACCACAUUUCCUGUGUGGUAUUGCUGAUUAUACACUUGAAUGUAGCAGCAAUGACAGUGCGCAUCACAUGUGCAUAAAGUAAUGCUUGUACCCCAACCUAAGUGACAGGACCGGUCACCCUGGUCAACUCCCCCUGUUGCUGUGGUCAAGUUACUGUUGUGGUCAGUCACAAUGAACACCUCAGUAGCGGUGGCCAGAGGGGUCAACAACGCCACCCUGGAGAUGCUGGUCAGUCCUGUGAUGACCGUGGCUGUGCCUGUUAUUUACCUGUCUGUGUUUGUGUGCAGUACCCCCUGCAACCUGCUGUCUCUGGUAGCGCUGCUGAACGUCCAUUACAAACGCCAUACUCCCACGUCUGUGUUUGCCAUCAACUUGUCGCUGGCAGACCUGCUCUACAGCGCCUUCCUGCCCCUACAGGUGUUGUACCACCUGUGGGGUAAUGACUGGCCAUGGGGCGCUACCCUCUGUGGCCUCACCACCACAGCCCUCAACUGCAACAUGCAUUGCUCCGUCCUCACCACCUGUGCCAUCGCGCUCGAGCGCUACUGCGGUGUCGUACGCCCGCUACGCACCAAACACUGGCGCACCGCCCGGAAAGCCGCCAUCGCCUGCGUCCUCAUCUGGGCAUUUGUUCUGAUUACUGAGACGCCCUUGCUCCGCAGUGACCUCACCCUCCGGGUCGUCGAGCUAAACAUCACGACCUGCUUCGACGUGCUUCCGCGUAAACUGUUCCUUCACCAAUCACUAGCCUAUCUCUACUUCCUAGUGGUUCUGCUGAUGUUCUACGUGUUGCCGUUAGCCGUCCUGGUCAGCUGUUACGUUGCCGUGGCGAGAGGCCUGCACAGGUCGUUGCCGACGGCAGCUGAAGGCAGUGACGGUAAGAGGGAGGUGUUGUCAAGGCGACGGGCUCAGACCACAGUCGCCUUGGCAACCCUGUGCUUUGUGGUGUGUUACCUACCAACCAUCACCCUUCAUGGCCUGCACGUAGUCUUCCACUCCCAGGGCAAGAGCCUGUACAGAUACUAUAAACUCGCGCUGAGCAUCAACAGCCUCAACUGCUGCUUUGACCCGUUUGUGUACUACUUUGCGUCGAGGGAGUUCCGGCUGGCUCUGAGGAGGCUGCUGGGGCGGUGUGUCCCACUGGGAGAGGGGGAGGAGCUUGGGACCUCUGAGCUGGUGUCCAUGACUGGGGAGCCUAGGGAAUCUAAGGGCCACUACGAGGCCGUAGUUGAUCACUAGAUAGUCAUGCUGGAAUGGACAAAGUAUGCAGAUGCCAUAGCAAAUGACCCAAACUGUAAAUACCCCAAAAUCUAUUUUGUUAUUUUAUGGACAGACCCUGUGCGGUCUUCAUUAUAAAGCUGUUUAUGCAAUUGUUGUCAAUGCAAAUUUUUAUAGUUAUUCUGACUUCAUUCCGUUGACAUUCAUUAUUGAAUAAAUCUUAGACAUGCAUCA
This is a messenger RNA of Salmo salar (Atlantic salmon), 1555 nucleotides long. RefSeq names its product S-geranylgeranyl-glutathione receptor P2RY8. The record is from RefSeq and is a predicted model, not a curated record. Gene Ontology annotation, molecular function: G protein-coupled receptor activity. Gene Ontology annotation, cellular component: plasma membrane. Gene Ontology annotation, biological process: phospholipase C-activating G protein-coupled receptor signaling pathway; positive regulation of Rho protein signal transduction. NCBI's taxonomy places the organism in Eukaryota, Metazoa, Chordata, Actinopteri, Salmoniformes, Salmonidae.